Anopheles moucheti is the source of this 5866-nucleotide messenger RNA. RefSeq names its product calcium/calmodulin-dependent protein kinase type IV-like. The transcript is spliced from 6 exons. Gene Ontology annotation, biological process: intracellular signal transduction; positive regulation of apoptotic process; protein phosphorylation. The record is from RefSeq and is a predicted model, not a curated record. Bases 640 to 2634 code for a protein of 664 amino acids. Gene Ontology annotation, cellular component: nucleus. Lineage: Eukaryota; Metazoa; Arthropoda; Insecta; Diptera; Culicidae. Gene Ontology annotation, molecular function: ATP binding; protein serine/threonine kinase activity.
ACGGACGGGCGUGUGGUCCGCAGCCGCGUAACACUCGCCGGGCGGGCAGUCGUGCAAGAAACAAAGUGAAGAAGUAAAAAACUCCAAUCAGCACAGAAGAAGAAACAUACGCACAUACGGUGUGCGAUCAGUUAUGUGAAGGUUAACCGGAAAUUUGUGUUGUGAGAAAAGGGGGGAAAAGAACCAAGUGCGUGUGUGCGUGCGCGCUUGUGUGUGUGCGCACGUCCGCGAUUGUAGUGUGAUGCCCGUUUCGUGUUCUUAAAGCCUCCAUAGCCGUAGUCUCUAGCGGUGUGGGUGUAUGUGCCCUUGAGUGACUGUUUGUGUGCGUAUCGUGUGAGUAACGGGGAGUUCUAUAGGUGCCGCGUUUGGCGCAGCCACAGACUUCCUCUCGAAUUCUCCUUAGCCAAGAAAUAUACCCCGUAAACGGAAAGACAAAAACAUUGCGUUGUGAGUGACGUGUGUGACGUUUCGGGUAACGCGCACGUCCCGUAAGUGUGUGUUGGCUGUGUGCGCGCGUGUUCGCGGUUUUCUGUGUGUAUUGCACUCGAAGGUGCAUUGUGUUGUACGUGUGCCGAGCCCUGGGUGUUCCUGGGUGUCUCCCCAUACCCCUACCACCCAAUAGACUUUUGCGGACCCGCGAUGCAGUUGCCAGAGGGUUUCUCCCACGUUGGCGACGGCCGCCUGUGCAUCAGCGAGGAACUCUUGCUGGAGCUGAAGUCGAAGAGGGAUAUCCACGAAGUAUACCAGGUUGCAGACACCUGGAUCGCCAAAGGCAUGUACGGCAUCGUUCGAGGCGCCGUAUCAAAACAAUCUGGCAUUAGCUACGCGGCCAAAUUUCUACGUCGACGCAGGCGGGGCCAAUGUUGCCUGAGCGAAAUCAAUCACGAGAUAGCGGUGCUGAUGCUGUGCGCUGACUCCGACCAUGUCGUGAAGCUGCAGGCCGUCCACGAAACGCGCUCGGAGUGCGCCCUCAUAUUGGAGCUUGCGACCGGUGGCGAACUGCAAUCACUCAUCGAUGACCAAGGCCAACUGAUGGAGCAGACGACGCGCGUUUGCAUGCGUGAAAUUUUGCGCGCCCUGCAACAUAUGCACAGCAAAUCCAUCGCACACCUCGAUCUGAAGCCGCAAAACAUACUACUGGUCGGGAAAUCCGUUGACGAUGGUCUGAAACUGUGCGACUUUGGGCUUGCUCGGUUCAUUGCGGAGAAGAACAAGAUCUACGAGAUCGUCGGUACGCCCGACUAUGUGGCACCGGAGGUGCUGCAUUACAAUCCGCUAUCCCUGAAGUCGGACAUCUGGUCAAUCGGCGUGCUCGCUUACGUCCUGCUGACCGGGUUAUCACCGUUCGGGGGCGAAAACAAACAGGAAACGUUCCUGAACGUCACCAAAUGCUCGCUCACCUUUCCGGACGAUUUGUUCAGAGGAAUAUCGAGCGAUGCGGUCGACUUCAUCAAGAGCGCGCUAAGAAUCAUGCCAAAGGAUCGACUGACCGUCGAGGAGUGUCUUGAGCAUCGGUGGUUAAAAGAGGAUACGGUUUGGCAGGCAGAGGAAAGGUUGGCCGCUCGUGCCUCAGCGGCACACAAUAAAUCCGGCACCAGAGCUGUGAAUGGAAACGGUAUUGCGAGUGGAAGCAAUGCAGCGGUGGUAGAGCAUGGAAAUGGUUACGGCAUGCAACCGUUACCGGUGGUAGAAUGUGGCGGCAUUAAUAGGGCAAACGUUGCCACAGAAGAAUUAUGCGAAUUGCUUGAAGGAGACGGUGACGGAGGAGGAGGAGGCAUAGUAGUAGGUGGUGGUGGUACAGGAAGAAAAUCGUCUCCCCCAGCAGAGCCGAAGUUAACACAGCGUGAUAUUAUCACGAAUGGGGAAGAAAAUAAGGAAAAUGUUAUUGUCGGUAGUGUGCGAGUGUCGCAGUCACUGUUUCCCGAUGCACCCACCACGCCCAAGGUUAGCCGAAAGACGCUACCGGCAAAGACGCCGAACGAGGGGAAUCCCGUUGCCUACCUUCAUCGCCAUCAUUUUCACCACCACCACCACCACUACAACCAUCAGGCGCCGCAAUAUUUGCUUCCGAACAGUUUUAUAGCGCAGCAAAUCCACCGUGUGCUCAACCAUAACCUUUCACUGGCCAAGAGUGCUGGCAGUGAUAAUAGCAGCAGUAACGGCGGCAGCUUUGCGUUCGCCACCCGCCAAGGUUCAUCGUCGGGUGUGAACAAUUUUGUACAAAACAUAAUACCUGUGAUGCAGCGCAGUAUUGUUGCAGGUAGUUGUAGUAGUGAUAGUAGUGGUUGUAGUAGUGAUAGUAGCAUCGAGGUGAUAUUUCCACCGGAACUUCGCGUCGAGAACGUGAUCGAUCUAACCCGCGAAAACCUCACGCCACCGGUAAAGGAAUGGAAUGAACCCGAUGCGGUGAAUGAUUCCAGCAGCACUACAACAAACGGCUGUACGAACGGUACCAAUACUUCGUUACCGAUUACCCUUGGCGAUGUGGCUGCCAGUGCCAACGACACCAACACCUCUUUCUCUGCGGUCGCCGCAUCGACGGUUAGUAGCAGUUGCAGGUCGACGGCAACAACAACUGUAAGGCAUACUGCAGUUUUGGACGACGAUGAUAAGUAUGCCUUUACAAAGUUUUAGUUUACCACCUAAGGUAGUUGUGAGUUAGUUGGGGGGAUACACAUAUAUAUGUAAUUAUACUAAUUAUGUUCGUAUACGUACGUGAAUAGUUACAUACAUGUAUGUAACAGGAAGACGCUUUGAGCGUCGCCUUAAGUUGAUCCCCGUUCGUUACGGUUUCGGCCGCGCUCGGCCUGUGUGUUGGGCAGUUUGGUAGAGCCAAAUUGUUUGUUAUCAAAACUCUCCUAACGCGCGCUAACCGAACGCGCGCGCGCGCGCUUAUACGGUACUUAACACAAACUAAGUAAACAUACGCUGCCAAAACGUUAUAGACCUAUUUACGUUAGAAAAUUGUUCGAGUGCAAGGCUGAACUUUGCUGGGCAGGGAAAACACCACGCUUCUGAAGCGUUUUUCGUGUACGGACAUGCAUUUCUGUGCGUUUGUUAUGCCCGACACCACUACCCACUGCUUCGAACUCGGGUUGUGAAAAGAAGGAUAUAAGCUGUUCUUUCUUUUCAGCUUUUUCGCUUUCGCGUGGUUUUUAAUCAGUCCGUUUUAUUCUACUGGUUAAUUUCGAACGUGUGUGCCUCACUCAUAUUCCGUACAAAUUCAGUUUUUUUUGCGGCUAUGGCGCGCAAACUUGAACAAAUCGAACGCGCAUCAUCACAUCCGCGUUUUUUUGUUUUUUUGAAUAUUCGGCACCACACUCGAAUGGAUACAUCGAUCAGUAUAUGUGUAUGCGACGAGAGUUAAACGAAAGAAGAAACAUAAAAAGGAGUUUUAUCUUUCAAUGGUUCUGCGACUAUCAAAAGGGCCUUUUGUUGCGUGUUCGGAACACAGCCAAAUGAACGCUUCUAAAAAGAGAAAGAGGGAGAGAGAGGGAGAGAGAGAGAGAGAGAGAGAGAGAGAGAGAGAGAGAGAGAGAGAGAGAGAGAGAGAGAGAGAGAGAGAGAGAGAGAGAGUAUGUUUAGAAAACAAAUUAAGCAAAGCAUCGGUAAUGCCUAAUUUAACGCAAAAUUUAAACUCUGUGAAUGCAUCAAUGCCAGAUGUACGAAACAUAUAAAAGACACGAUUAGGCGUGAGAGGGAACCAUUAGAAAGCCCUAUUAGAAUGUCCUGCUAGAUAGUUCUGGUUUUGCACACGCUGAAAUUGAAACGAAAACAAAAGACAUUUAGACAUACGCACGCAUUGCAACGCUGGAUAGGUGUUGUGAACUAAGCAGGUAAAUAGCAGUUGUUCGUGAAGCAUCAAGGCACACAGUGCCAAUAACACCGACAUGGUUCACGGCCGUGGAAAGGCAUUUGUUUUGCCAUGAUGUGCCUCUAACAAAAAAAAAACAGGAAAAGAGCUAGGAAAAAUGAUGGGAUAAUUUUGUUCCGAAAGGUUUCCAAACUACAAAAAAACAUCGUUUUUUGUUGUAGCGCGGGUCCAAGUCGCGGAAGUGCUUUCAGUGUUUAUCGUUCCAACUUGAUGAACACCUUGUUUUUUUUCUUAAUUGAAGGAGUGUUAAAACAAAUCGAGCGUUUCGAUAGCAUUUAAUUAUCAUCUUGUUCAAAAGCUACCCUUAAAAAUCCGUAUGUCCUUUCCAGUUUUGUUUCUCUUUUUGCAUACCGGAAGGGCUCUUCCUUAGCUAGGCAAGCGUAUUUAUAAUAAAGCUGGAUUAUUUAAAAAAACAAAACAAAAUGGUGCGUUUAACAAAUAUGUUUAAAGCAAGUGAGGCGUCAAAGAGGAGUUAUUGGAUUUUUUUUCCGUCAUGUUAGCGAUCGCGCCAUAUCGAUUGAUGUUUAGUGAAUGCAUUAGAUUGAACGUUUGCGAGCGGUGUGGGUGAGAGCCAAAAAACAUGCGCGAGUGUGCUGUUUUAACUUUGUCCACUCCCCCUCCCUUGUAUAUCAGUUGAGCUAACUCUGCCGCACAGGCGGAAUGAGCAUCGUUUCACUAGGUACAAUUGUGGUGUGUUGUUGUUUUUUUGCGUUCUUCAAAUAUGUUCAUUGGUUCUGUUUUCUCGCAUCGAUGGGGCUGAGGUGUUCAAAUCGUUUUAUGAUGAUUACUAAUCGGUUACGCUUACUGCCAUGGCGGUUCCGCGGUUUUUGUUUGCCAUUUCGUUUCCGACCAGUAUUUUAUUCCCGUCCUUAAAGGAUGCAUGGACGUUUACGGUCGAGGGGUUCUAAUUUUGCAGACAUAUCCCGGUUCAACUCUACCUGUUCUGUUUGGAUUGUUUGACUUAAAAUUGGCAAAUAUUAUGACUUCUUGACCGUAAAUGCGUGCGAAUCCGUGUUUCGGCCAAUGAGCGCAUUUUAUUAUUGCUGCUUCGUAAUUAAGAGAAUUGAGUUUCUUGAAUGUACACAAUGUUAAUGCUCUGUGGUUUCUGCCUCGUUCCGGCACGUUAAAACUAAAUUCGUCUUUUGGUUGCAGUUUUCCUUCGUUUCCGCUUUGAAUAACGUGGUCCAGCGCCACCUACCGCUCGGUUCCUGAAGCUCGUCCGAUCCAUCUGAUCCAAGUUGUGACGGCCGCUUUCAACUGUCAAUGUUCGCCGUCUCGCCGGUUCGAGGCGGCUGGGUCGUCCUUGGUGGUCCGGGUGUGCGCUAAGCUGCUUUAGCAGGAAUUAUAAUACACUGUGCAUUGCUAACGAACUGACUUACGUUAUUUUAUGUUUUCUUAAAGCCGCCGGGGGCCACUGUUUGCUGUUUUUAGUUUAGCUUCGUUACAUGAGCACCGUUUUGCGAUUGUAAUAACCUUUUGGUGCAUUUUUACCAAUCAUAUUUUGUGGCUCCGAGCGAAGAACCCAACCUAAUUGAAUUUCUUUUUUGCUAAGGGGUACGGUUAAAGAAGACACAUUUUGCCAAACGAAACAAUCAAAUAUUAUUUAAAAAAAAAAACGAAUAAGAGACGAAAGAAUCGGGACACGGAUUCUCCGGUUUCUUUUUUUUCUCUCUUGUUGGUAGGAUGUAUUUCACGCACAAAAGUAACAUUGAUCCAAAGAGAGAGUGAAUAUUUGUGGUGGAGGAAAAGAUUUUUUCGAAUGAGAGGCAACAAAACGAACACGAAAAGAGAGUGUGAAGCUAUAGUUAUUGAGUGAUGGGUUUUUCUUUUUUUUUGGUCCCAGCGUCGUUGCACUUUGUUUGGGUAGGGCAUUGUGGUUUAACCAUAAUUUUUUUUGUUCAAGAAAACGGGUUUAUCCAUCAAGAGGUUUGAAUCUUUGGUACCCGCUCACGGAUGUGAUGUGGUGCCGAAGGGUGAAACGGAAGGGAUGAU